GUGUGUGUAAACCAAACAAGGCUCUGGCCCUACACCAGGAGGUCGGCGCUCUCCUGAAGAAGGGUGUCAUCGAGCAAUCAGACAGAGCUUUACAAAACAGUGGAUUCUAUUCCACUUAUGAACCUUUCGCCUCACUGGGGAACCAACAAGCCCCUUAGGCCAAGAUGCACUUGCCCAUGUGUUGCCAAAUCGACUACUGUAUGCUUUCCCUCCACUACCAUUGAUACUGCCCACCCUAGACAGUAUCCUCUGGGGCAAUCACAAAAUGUUACUAGUAGCCCCCAAAUGGCCAGGGAGGGUAUGGUUUCCAAUAUAAUACAGAUUACUGUACUGGGAGACUUGGUGCCUCCCUAUGAGGAGGGAUCUCCUCUCGCAGCUGGAGGGUCGAAUCUGUCACCCAAACCCAUCCCGGCUGCAAUUUUGAGUCUAGCCUCUGAAGGGCCAGAGCCAUUAUUAAGGCUGUGUGAUUGAGCAGUUGUACAAAUAAAGCUUGUGGAUGACUGAGUCUGGCAAGGGAUUUAAAAAGAUCUCCAAAUUAUUUUAAAUACAUCAAUUCACUUUAACGAAAAUAAUCUACAAAUGAUGCAGGUUUCAAAUGAGACUGGCUGUCCCAGAAAAUUCUGAACAAGAAUAGAUUGUCUGAUGCAAAAAGAAGUCUCCAUGAACCCCAAAAUUUCAUCACCGGAUCUGCUAGUAAGUCUCACAACUGUUGGUGUCGAAGUGCAUGCUUUUACAAUCAGAGAUUGCACAAAUUUGACCUGCAUAGGAGGCAUGCCAGGAAAAAGCUUUUGCAAGACUGUAGUUUGCCAAUGAACAUGUAGGCAAAGACCAGGUCUUUUGGAAUAAUGUGCUCUGGACAGACAAAUCAAAGGCCACAGUAACAGCAGACAUGUUUGGCACAGACCAAAGACCGCUUUUCAGGAGAAGCACCUCAUACCAACUGUGCAGCACACUGGCGGAAAUGUUAUGGUUUGGGGUUGCUUCCCUGCCUCAGGGACUGUACAGCUUGCAUUCAUUGAUUCACCUAUGAAUUCUGCAUCAUAUCUAAGAGUGCUUGAAGAUAAUGUAAGGCCAUCUAACCAAAAGUUGAAGUUGAACCGAAGGUGGACCUUUCAGCAGGAUGGUGAUCCUAAGCACUAGGGAUGUCAUGAUGCCAAAAAUCUAGUAGUCGGUACCGAUACCACCAAAAGUACACGAUACUCGAUACCAAAGUCGAUACCACGGUAUAAAAAUGGUAUAAAAAUAAAAAAAUAAAAUAAAAACUCUCCUGGAGGAUAUCCUCCUCUGGCUGAUACUGGCAAAGAGAGAGAGAGGGAGUGGGGGUAUUUCAGUUAUCAAACACUGUCUGAUAAUGAGUGGACGUGCACUCCUAAACGCGCACACACGCAUGCACAGACGCGUGCGCACACGCAUGCACAGACGCGUGCGCACACGCAUGCACAGACGCGUGCGCACACGCAUGCACAGACGCGUGCGCACACGCAUGCACAGACGCGUGCGCACACGCAUGCACAGACGCGUGCGCACACGCAUGCACAGACGCGUGCGCAUACGCGCGUACACACACAUCUUAUAUUCUGAAUGCAAACAUUCGUUUAAAUUCACUGAUAUGGUGGCAGGCCAAAAAGAUUUAUUACAGGCAUGAACAUUUGAAUAAUUAUUAGUGACAUUAUGCUACAUGUUGCUGACAGGACACGGGCUUAAUGGCGAUGCAUGGUGGCCCAUUAGGAAGUAGUUUAUAACACUGCAAUGCGUUAGCAUUGUUAACACACAACUGGCUAUCACUAACAUUACAUGGAGCAUAACGUUAGCUGGUUUCACGGCCACAAUGCCAGCUGCCUCAAACAGACAUAAUAUAUGACCGUUUUUCAGGUGCUUCGCCCAAUUCCAGGUGUUUCCUCGCUUUGUUUGAAAUGAACUAUAGCAUUGGUUGCACACCGGAAACCGAUACUAUCUUUCCUCUUAACGAGUUGGGGCAGAGCUAAACUUGUUAAGCUAAGCUAAUCUUUGUAGUUUUUCCCGUGUGCUUGUAGGCGUUCCUCUUCUUCUUCACUUGUGGACCGACUAAAACACUUGCGCGUAUUUGCUGCCCCCAUCAGGUCUGGAACAAUCACCCCCGGUACUUUCGUUACACUUGGUACCAAUGGAAAUGCCUGAAAACAAGUACCGUCACGUUUUAAGAAUGUUGGUACUGAAGUAUCGGUUCUCGUGACAUCCCUACUAAGCAUACUUUCAAAUCCACCAAGAAAUGACUCAAAAAGAAGAAAUGCAGGGUUCUGAAACGGUCUAGUCAAAGCCCAGAUCCCAUUGAAAUGGAAUUUGAAACGGGCAGUACAUGCAAGAAGACCCUGAAAUGUCUUGCAACUGAAAGAAUAUUACAUGGAAGAGUAAUUGGAACAGUAAAAUAUUCCAGCAAGCCUCGAUUACAAUUAUGCAAAAUGCCUACAAGUUAUUUCUGCUGAAGGGGGCAAUACUAGGUUCUGAGCCCAAGGGUGAACUUACUUUUUCCACAGAAGAAUAUCACAUCUAUUGAUAUUUCUCUUGAAUAAAUGAUUAAUUCAAUCCUUUUGGUGGUUUUGUUCAAGUGUAUCAACUUCAUUAAUAGGCACUGUUUCAAAGAUGAUAAAAUGUUUGUUGUCCAGAUAUGUCAAAAAAGUCGAUUUCUCUGUAUGUAUUUAUUUUUUCACAUGACUAUAAAUGUAUAAACAGCUUCACAGUUGUAAAUAUUGAUACAACAACAAUCAAGCAAGCAAACCAUCAAACAAAUUAACCUACCGUAAUUUCCGGACUAUAAGCUGCUACUUUUUUCACACGCUUUGAACACUGUGGCUUAAACAAUGAUGCGGCUAAUUUAUGGAUUUUUACGGGCUAACGAGCUUCAUGCCGCCAAAACGUUUAGCCUCGUCAUAUCGGACCAAUGAAAUUACCGAACAGGUCACAGUGGACCAAUGAAACUGAUCGAAUUAAAUCAAAUGCACUCACACUAAAUUCUUCAGAUCAGUCAUUUAGCGCUUCAUGCACACAUCCUCAUCAUAGAAAACACACAAAGAAAUGCAUAUCAUGCAGCUUUCAAGUUAAAGGCGAUCGAUCUGGCUGUCGAAGAACGAAAUAGAGCUGCUGCACGUAAGCUUGGCAUCAAUGAAUCGAUGGUGAGACGUUGGAGACGGCAGCGUGAAGAACUGACUCAAUGCAAAAAGAUGACAGAAGCUUUCAGUGGUAAGAAAAGCAGAUGGCCCGAACUUGAAAAAGCUCUUGAAGACUGGGUGAACACACAGAGAGCAGACGGCCGAGGUGUUUCCACUGUGCAGAUCCAACUGAAAGCCAAAACAAUCGCCAAAGAAAAGAAGAUUGAAGAUUUUAGAGGUGGACCAUCGUGGUGUCUCAGAUUUAUGAGGCCUGUCCAUCAGGGCAUGGAUGACUGUGUCAGCAACUCCCUCCCGACUACUAGGAAAAAGUUACAAACUUCCGCAAAUUCACUCAAACAAUUAUAGCCGAGAAUUCCAUUGGACCGGACGACAUCAUAAAUAUGGAUGAAGUACCUUUGACGUUUGACCUGCCUCUUACUAGGACUGUUAACAAAAAAGGUGAAUCGUCCGUCAAGCUGAAAACAACUGGCCAUGAGAGAACGCAUUUCACUUGUGCUCUGAGCUGCACAGUAUCCGGACAAAAGCUUCCACCAAUGGUGAUUUUUAAGCGGAUGACGAUGCCAAAAGAAAAACUCCCGAAAGAAAUCGUGAAAGUCAACAAGAAAGGGUGGAUGAUAGAAAGCCUAAUGAAGGAAUGGCUGACAGAGUGCUACGGCAAGCAACUGGGGGGGAUUUUUUCACAGAAAAAAAGCAUUGCUCGUUUUGGACAGCAUGAGGGCCCAUAUAACAGAUUCUGUGAAAGCAGCCAUCAAGAGGACAAACUCAAUUCCAGCUGUGAUUCCUGGGGGCACAACGAAGUAUUUGCAGCCACUCGAUAUCAGUGUGAAUCGUGCAUUUAAAGAGGCACUCCGAGUUGAGUGGGAGGCUUGGAUGACUAGCGGCGAGAAAUCAUUUACCAAAACUGGCCGCAUGCGAAGAGCAACUUUUGCUCAAGUUUGCCAGUGGAUCCUAACAGCGUGGAGCAGUGUCAAAAAAUCUACCAUCACCAACGGGUUUCGAAAGGCUGGACUGCUGCGUGAUGAAGAGGACAGCACAAGCUCAAUAGCGAAUUUGCCUUGAGAUGUAAGUGAUAUUAAGAGCGACAACGAAAGAGAGACUGAGGAAGUGUGUGAUGAAGUACCGGUAAUUCUGAGGCUGUUCAAUUCCGACACUGAAGAAGAUGACUUUAGUGGUUUUAGUGCGCAGGAGGAAGAUGAAGAUAGCGAUCAAUGACUUUUCCUGGGAGUGGCAGAUGGAGAGAUCUUUUCAGACAGCGCUAUUUCUGCUCAGGCCAGAGAUGGUCUUCAUUUUGGGAGAUGUUUUCGAUGAAGGCAAAUGGAGCUCCACUAAGGACUGGGAAGAUGAUGUGAGGCGCUUCAAACAGAUCUUCUAUCACUCCAGCAACACAGAACUUGUGGUCCUUAUUGGCAACCAUGACAUUGGAUUUCAUCACGAAAUGACCUCUUAUAAACUUGAGCGUUUUGAGAAAAUUUUCAACAUGACAUCAGCAAAGAUCCUCACCAAAAGAGGAGUAAAUUUCUUAUUGGUGAACAGUGUGGCACUACAUGGAGAUCACUGUCCGAUCUGUCAGAGUGUGGAGGACAAACUUUACAGUUUCGCACAGCAACUUAACUGCUCCACACAGUCUGAUGCUACAAGGAAUCAUUGCAGGGACAUGCAGACACAUGCAUCAACGCCUCCCAUCAUACUUCAGCACUACCCUCUAUAUCGUACCAGUGAUGCUGAGUGCACAGGUGAAGAUGCAGCACCACUCAAUGAACGCUAUCAGCUCUUUCAGGAACGCUAUGACGUGCUCUCUCAGGAUGCCUCAAAGAAGCUACUGUGGUGGUUCCAACCACGCCUCAUUCUGAGUGGCCACACCCACAGCAGCUGUGAGGUUUUCCAUGAGAAUCGUUUCCUGGAGAUCAGCGUUCCAUCUUUCAGCUGGAGGAACCGCAACAACCCCAGCUUCAUCCUGGGCACCUUUUCGACAUCUGAUUUUGCACUGUCUAAGUGUUUCCUGCCAGAGGAGAGCAGUAUUAUAGCAGUAUAUUGCAGCAGUGCGGUUGUAACUGUGCUGAUUAUACUUGUGCAUCUGCGUCCCUUCCAAGGAGCACUGCAUAUAGUAAACAGUCUUUUGGGCAAGAAAAAGUCUUUGUGAAACACACACACAUACUAAUGUCCAUGCUUUCAGGAAACUGAGCACUGAUGUACCUAAGAGAGAAUUUUAGAUACUGCAAAUACUAUUGUUACAUCUAUAAAUGUAUAUUUAUAUAUGCAAAUUCUUUUAUACUGUGAUGUCAACUUGACCUAAUAGAGUAUUGUAUUGGUGUUUUGCAUUAAUUGGUCUUCUAAAUGGUUUACAUUUAAAAUUCCACUUUGCCCUAAUUACAGGCCAAGCCAUUUUCUUUUUCUUUUAAAUAAACAAAUAAGUGAUGUCUUUAACUGUAGUUUUAUGUGGAACAAAGGCAAUAAAAGAAAGUAUCUACUGUA
This is a messenger RNA of Ictalurus punctatus (channel catfish), 5618 nucleotides long. It is a transcript of the gene mppe1, whose product is annotated as metallophosphoesterase 1. The record is from RefSeq and is a predicted model, not a curated record. Gene Ontology annotation, biological process: endoplasmic reticulum to Golgi vesicle-mediated transport; GPI anchor biosynthetic process. NCBI's taxonomy places the organism in Eukaryota, Metazoa, Chordata, Actinopteri, Siluriformes, Ictaluridae. Gene Ontology annotation, molecular function: phosphoric diester hydrolase activity. Gene Ontology annotation, cellular component: endoplasmic reticulum-Golgi intermediate compartment. The transcript is spliced from 9 exons. The coding region runs from base 4306 to 5286 and encodes 326 amino acids.